AUGCGCUAUCACAAUGGACCCCUGCUUGGAGUACCAAAGUCGUCUCCGGCAGAAUCGCUCUGUAACAUGACAGCGUGUGAAGAAGGGGCUGUAGCGGCUCCAUGGUCGCUGAACGGAAGUGCCGGAGUGGUAAUGCAAAACUACGGUGGCGGCCGCGUGCUGGCCAUUUCACCGCACCCAGAGUCAACGCAAGAUGGGCUGCUCGUGCCCGAGCCUGGCAAAGAGAGGCUGCGACGUGUGCUGCAGCGAGCAGUGCUUCUCGCAGCUGCUGGACCAGCUGCACACAGCUGGAUCGAGGUGGAAAUGCACCUGCCCGCGAAGUGCUGA
Symbiodinium pilosum is the source of this 327-nucleotide messenger RNA. Lineage: Eukaryota; Dinophyceae; Suessiales; Symbiodiniaceae. The record is from the annotation of a GenBank genome assembly.